Messenger RNA from Xenopus tropicalis (tropical clawed frog), 6262 nucleotides. It is a transcript of the gene il16, whose product is annotated as interleukin 16. The coding region runs from base 539 to 4405 and encodes 1288 amino acids. The record is from RefSeq and is a predicted model, not a curated record. Gene Ontology annotation, biological process: induction of positive chemotaxis; signal transduction. Lineage: Eukaryota; Metazoa; Chordata; Amphibia; Anura; Pipidae. The transcript has 20 exons. Gene Ontology annotation, molecular function: cytokine activity. Gene Ontology annotation, cellular component: extracellular region; cytoplasm; nucleus.
GCAGCAGCUUGCUGUUCUUUGUGACACCCAGUCAGGAAAAAAGUCCUGGGGAAAGUCUGAGGUUUUCCAUUUCUUCUUGUGCUACAGGAGGAAAGGUUAGGACCAGAGCAGCUCCAUUCAGCGGAAUAACAUCUCUUUUAUGCACAUCUGUCUCACUGGGCGGUAUUUAAAAAUGCAGAGACUCUGGCAAUUAUGAUUUACUGGCAGACAGCUCAGUCAUUUGAGUGCACAAGGAGAGAAAAAGAGCCUCCUCACUGAGAAAAGCAUUAAUGUGAAUGUUCUCCCCAGCAGCAGAGGGAAAUACACAUUGGAGUUUCAUGCAUGGCUGCAAGGAACAUGGACGGCCACUCCAGAUUUAAUCAGGGAAAUAACACCGUGCGAAUCAGUCUGUAGAGAAGAAGAUAUUCAAUGUACUUGGCAAUGGGUAUGAAGCUGAGAUGGACAAGCUACAGUCAGUGCUUUGACACAAAUACCCGGCAGCAGUACAACGGUACCAUAACAGCAAUUGUACUACUCUGCUGAAAACAUAAAGUCGGACAUGCCGAAUAAGUAUGACUAUGAGAGAGGAAGCAUUUUUACCUCCUCGCUGAAGAUGCACAGGCAGAACAGCACCGGCAAGAAAAAUAAGAAAAUCAAGAACUUUCGCUCUCUGUCAAAAUCUCUGAUUCUCUGCAAUGCCAAAAACAGUGAUGAUGGGUCAAGCCUGGAAGAAAAAUACACUGAGAUUACAGACACGCCGCAUUCCCUGGUACGGGAUUCUGACUCACUGACAGCUGAUACUUCACAAAUUGGCAGCAUGAUCCCUGACCCUAUGAUCAGAAAAAUCAUUGUGUCCAAAGCGGCAUCAGCUGAUCCAACGCCAAGCAAACCCUCUCUUGUGGAAGCAAAUUACUUUCUUGAAUAUCAAACUGGACUCGAAAAUCCUUGUCCUCUGAAAAUGAAGGCUAGAUGUACCAGGACAAGAAGCAAUUCAACAAGUGUCAAUCCUUACUGGAUUGGUGACAUUGAUCCUCCACUAACCAAGAGACCAACACACUGCAGAGAGAGACACUCAGCAAACCUCUACAGCAACAGGAAAUCCAUGUCUCAACAGCUAGACUGCUUAUCAGGUGGAGUGCAGAGUGUUUCCCGACCAUCAAGAUCUCUCAGUACAGCACAGCUAAUAAGCACAAGAAGCCCUCAAGCAUCUAUGAUUUCGAACAUCAUCUUAAUGAAAGGACAGGGCAAGGGUUUGGGAUUUAGUAUUGUUGGAGGAAAGGACAGUAUUUAUGGACCAGUUGGCAUCUAUGUCAAGACAAUUUUUCCAGAAGGAGCAGCAGCGGCUGAUGGCAGAUUACAAGAAGGGGAUGAAAUUCUGGAACUCAAUGGGGAGUCCAUGUAUGGGCUAACACAUAAUGAUGCUCUUCAAAAGUUUAAGCAAGUGAAGAAAGGGGUGCUCACUUUGACAGUUCGCACAGGACUUGGCACGCUAGAGGAAAAGCCUGGUUACUUUGCCUCCCAGAUGUUUCGCUCCAAAAGCUCCAGUUGUUGUGUAGCAAGAGAGCCCAGCCCCUUACAGUCAGAAAGCCACACAUUCUUACUGAACUCCCACAAUCCCAAUGACAGAGUGCUGAUGGAAGUGACAAUGCACAAAGAGUCAGGUGUUGGUUUGGGGAUAGGACUGUGCAGUGUUCCAAACUGUGGGGGCAUUUUCAGCAUAUUCAUUCAUUUACUCUCUCCCGGCUCUGUGGCGCAUAUGGAUGGAAGACUUAGGGCUGGUGAUGAGAUUGUAGAGAUUAAUGAGAGUGUUGUCGGUAAUAAGUCUCUAAAUGAGGUAUAUGCACUUUUAAGCCACUGCCCACCUGGUCCUGUGACUAUCCUUAUUAGCAGGCAUCCGGACCCACAGAUCUCUGAACAGCAGCUAAAAAAUGCUGUUUCACAAGCUGUGGAAAAUAGCAGAUGUGAAAAGGAUCCUCACCCGUGGAGCUAUGAAGGUGAGAGAAAGUUGUUUUUUUGCUGUCAUGGCAAAUACCAGUGUGAAAGCUGCAUAGGGAGGCAUGCAUCUUAUCUGUAUAACAGUCGUAGAGAGCAGAAGCAAAUGGUCCGCUCCAGCAGUGAAGGAAACUAUGGGCCUACAUCUCUAGGAUCCCAGUCACACGUUGUGGCAAGUAGGGUGCAUAGUGCCAAUGUACCUCUUGGAACAGAGCCUGCUUUACUGCAUUAUUCUACUCCAGUGCGAGUGGAAAACCAUUCCCCUUUUAACCCUGAAGGACUAAGUGGAUCUCAGGCAUCUUUCAAGAAAUCCAAUGGCCAUUCUGGAGAAAUCCUUGUAAAAAAAUUAACAACAAAACCAAUACCACCACCUAGAAAGUAUUAUAAAGAAGACUCAAGGGAGGAUGUAAAUCACAAUCAAGAGAAUGGACAAUCUGUGGAUGAAACAGGAAACUUACAGCUAAAGGGAAACCAGCAAAUUACAGGCGAGAGCAUAUUAGACACAUCUUCAUCGACCAGCGAGUGCUCAUACACAAGUGCUGCAGAGCCAGAUAAGCACUCCGACACAGGAAAUCCUGUAUCAAACCACCGACCGCUGCUAAGAAGACAAGCACGUGUUGACUACAGCUUUGACACAACAAGUGAAGAUCCGUGGGUCAGAAUUUCUGACUGCAUCAAAAACUUGUUCAGUCCCCUCAUAAACGAAGGCCACAACCUAAUGGAUCUAGAAAGUAGUAUCAGUGCAGCAGGUGGCAAUACAGAGAGACUCAGAAGAGAUUCUCCAUGUGAGGACUCUCAGAUGUGCAGCCCUCAGGAUACCUUCAAAAAGGGUCCACCAGUUGCUCCCAAGCCAGCCUGGUAUCGGCAGAGUCUGAAGGGGUAUAAGAAUGUAGAUAAAAAGCCAACUGAGAGCACAUCUCUAGCUAAAUACAAAGAGAUUCAAAACAACAUUAAACCACAAACUUCAAGUCGAACAUCAUCAAUUAAACAAAAGAUAAAUUCCUUUGAAACAUUUAGCACACCAUCGCCAGCUGGGAAAAUAAGCGACAGGGGGAAUGUUACAUCUUCAGCACCAAAUGACAAGCCCUUUAACAAACAAGAAGUAGAAAGUGUAACAGUCUGUUUGAACAAUGUUACCAUGAGCACAGCUGAAAUUCAGGUUCCUGAAGUUAUACAGCCCCAUGUGGCUAUUCCAAAGUCUCCUGAAAAAGAAGAACCAGAACUGUCUCAGUCACCACAAAAAUCCAGUUUCCAGGGCAUGCGAAGGAGCAGCAGUACUAGUAACGAACCCCAGUUUCUCUCUUCCGAGUUCAAUGAACCGAUUCCAUACAAGACACCGAGCCAAAGAUCUAGGAGCUUCCCGUUGAGUGCCUCCACACCCUCUGAUGCACUGAAGAUAAAUGAAAACUGUAGCAAGAUCUAUUCCAUCAGCAACCAGGUCUCCUCUGCUUUGAUGAAGUCCUUGCUGUGCUUCCCUCAGUCUCCGCAGUUACAAGUCACUGAUCCCUGGCCGAAUGAAUCUCACCCUGAGGAUGAGGUCCCAUCCAGCCCAAAGACUGAAAGCCAUAAUUUGGACAGUGGAUUUUCUGUGAACUUGUCUGAAUUAAGAGAGUAUGGUGCUGGACAACCAGAAAAGGAAAAGGAGGAGGAUGUCCCUGAACAGUCACUUUCCUUGCCUUCAGUGCCUACUGGCCAGUCUGUCAUUUCUCUGCUUCCUAGGGAAGAAUUAACCCAACUGAUAGAGGAAGUCAAAGAGCUAGAUGAAGAAACUCUGAAGCAAUUUGAUGACAUCCAUGUUGUAGUGUUGCAUAAGGAAGAGGGCACUGGCCUUGGAUUUAGUCUGGCGGGAGGACUUGAUUUGGAGAACAAAGCUAUUACCGUGCACAGGGUUUUCCCCACUGGGCUGACUGCUCAAGAAGGAACCAUCCAGAAAGGAGAUAAAGUUCUGUCUAUCAAUGGAAAAUCAUUGAAGGGAGUUACACACAAUGAUGCUCUUGCCAUUUUGCGCCAGGCACGCCACCCUAGACAAGCUGUUAUUGUCAUAAAGAAAGAGAAGGAUGGAGAGCAAACAUCGGAAUCACUAGACUUGGCAUUCUCUGCUUUAACUGAUGAUUCAACAGCAACAAAUUGUGAUGACACUGGGGAUAUCAUCGUCGUUACUCUUGAAAAAUCCUUGGCUGGACUUGGCUUUAGCUUGGAUGGUGGAAAAGGCUCUGUACAGGGCGACAGACCUGUCAUCAUUAACAGGAUUUUUAAAGGUGUCUCAGAAAAGAAUAAUGCAGUGCAGUCUGGGGAUGAACUACUGCAGCUGGGAAACAUCAGUCUGCAAGGUCUAACACGAUUUGAAGCAUGGAAUGCCAUUAAGUCUUUACCAAAUGGGCUCGUCCAAGCUGUUAUUAAAAGAAAAUGCACUGACUCCACUGUCAGCCAAUAGAGCAAUAUAAUAAUGGAGGAUACUUGAGUCUCAUAACUAGCAGUCAGUUUUAACAAUUUAGCAGAGCUUUAACACAUCUUGGUCUGGAUAGGAGCAGAUUCCUUUAUAAAAUUCCAAUUGAUCCUUUCUACAGAUUCAUGUCACAUAUCUACUUUAAUAUAAUGUGGCUUUGCCAUCUUAUGGCUAAUUCUAAUCAAGGCUCAAAAAAGUACUCCAUGGAAAAGCAAAGCUUCUUUGUACUACUAAAGCAGCAAUCUUCAACCAGUGUGCUUUCGAGCAACUUGCUUGCCAAACCCUUGAAUGUUUCUCCCAGUGACCUUAAAACAGGUGCUUAUUUUUUCAUUCCUGGCUUGGAGGCAUAUUUUGGUUGGAUAAAAACCAGACGUACUACAAAACAGAGCCUACUAUAGGCUACCAAAUAGCCAAUCACAGUCCUUAUCACAUUUAAAUGUGGCUCAUUGGGAAAAAAAGUGUGGGGACCCCUGCAGGGAAUAUUUGUGUUGUGCAUAUGUAAUGGAAGAAGUAAGUGCCUGAAUGUGCAAAGUGGUCAGCAUGCUUCUGGGCAAGACUGGUACUCUUGCACAGAGUGUUGGGUUGUCUUGUUAUGGAUACGCACAGAUUCACACAGAAAUAGACACACAUACAGGAAUAAUCUUAAACUGGCAUACGCAAUACAUCAAUGUAAAUCAAUUCUGAUUAUUUUUCUGCAUUUACAUGCUUCUGUAAUUUGUAGGCCAAACAAAUUCUAUGUAGAAAUUACAGGAUGAAUAAUUUAUAUAACAUUACUGAACUACUUAUUAACAUGUCUGGCCAUUUAACUUCCAAAACAUCUGGUUAAUAUCAAUAAUUAUUAUAUCAUUAAUAAUCAAUAAUCAACACCUUAAACACUUGUGGCCUAACCUGACAAAUCCUAAUGAAUUUGGUAAAUUACAACUCUUAAUAACCUUUGAGCCCCAGGAUGCCAGUGACUGCUAGUGGGAUGAGGGGAGUUGUGGUUUGACAUGUAGAGGUUUUGAAUGUUGGACGUCCUGCUAAACAGGGUUUUUCAUAAUAGUAGAAAUUGUGGCAGUUUUCAUCUAACCCAAACUGACUGCUUUUACACCCCUCAGCGUGUCUAUUGCCUCACUCUCAGAUUAGGGAUUGGCAAUCUGUUGUUUCACUGUUGGUGAGGUAAAGCUACUAGCACUUGUAUCAUUCUUGACAUUGAUACAGAGCAAUGUGAUCAAGUAACUCCUCUAAUGCCUACAGGAUAGGCACACUAAUGGAAGGCAUUCUCACCUUCAAGAUGUUUUUAGGGAUGAAAACUGGAUAAUAAACAUGGCCAUGGCAACCAUGGGCCAUGACCUUCCUGGUAUUCUUGCUAAUUUAAUUAUACUCUGAAAGGUCCUAUUGACGUCAAUAAGCCUUUGGUUAUAUGGAAAUUUAAGGUACAUUGCACUAGGCUGGCCCAGUCAUACAUACAUACAUACAUACAUAACAGUAAUUAAUAUUUCAUUGUGGAAAUUAGGCUUAUGGCACACAUGGCAUAUUCUCUGUUGCCACUUUUUCAGCUGGUGAUGAGGCUCCCAAACCAUAUUGGAAUCCCCUGUCACUGCUGGAGACAAGAGGAUUUUGGCCAGGGAACAAGCUGACAGGCUGCAUAGUUCAGGUUCAGGUGUUUGCUGAAAAAUGCCAGUGAAGAACACACCAAUUGUGCCAUGAGCCCAAGGAAAUUGCUUGAUUUACCUUCUAUACAAACCAUCCUAAACUAUGCAAUACUUGUUUUCUUGGCAUUCUUGUAUAUAUCUUUAUUUUUGCUUGUGUGCGACAAGUGUAAAUAGCUAUUUUUUUAAUGCUAAUAAAAUAAUUUUUGAUGCA